UUUCCCAAUUGGGUUUUCUUUAAUCUCGUGAAUUAGAUCCAAUUUUGGAAAAUGGGUUCCUUUAAUUUUUGUUUUGUUUCGUCAUUUUCAGCGGAUUAUAGUUUCUGAACAAGAUACAUCGUAAUUCACAAAUGGGUUUCCCUAGGAAAAUUGAUUUUCAUAUUGAAUUGCAUAUUCUUUUACGGCCCUACUCUGUUUUCCCACAUACAUACAUUUUUAUACGUAUAAAGAUUUCUUUGGUGUAAUUGAUAAAAUUUUAUCAAUGUUUCGAUAAUUCUACGCAAUUGUUUGAUGGGUAUGUUUUGGAGCUACGUGCUUUUGCUUUUUUAUUCUUGGAUUGUUCUUUAUGAGUGGAUUAUUCAGAAGAAAAAUAGCUGAUUGGUAUACAGUGAUAAUUUAAUAAUAACAACUUAUCUUCCAGGUUAAGGAAUGAUUAAAUUAUCUACACACUGAAGAUAUAAAAAAUCAAUAUCUAUCUAUACAUGUGUAUGGAUGCAUAUAUCUAUGCUUUCUUUUUCAUAUGUUUUUGGCUUUUGCAUGGUUUAGCUUUGGUGCAAGAUUGAUUGCUUCAUUUUCUUGCCACUUUCCUGACUUAGUGGGUGAGAGGGCCCUCAUUUCAUUUAAGGGGAAAAAUUAUCAUAGGGGUUGGGACCAAUAUCAUGUGAAAAAUAUAAAGGCAAAGUGACAUGGAAAGUGCUAGUGUGUCGGCAGUUGCUUUAUGAUCUUCUAGUUUUCACAAGUUUUUCAAUUAGCUUUAAUAAUAAUCAAUAAGUUCUGGGAUCAUGAAGCACAAAGAUGGAAAACCAAUUUCUAGGCCGGAUAGAAGUUCUGGGGUAUUCCCCAUAGCAAUAUUGUUUGUUGUACUAUGUGGGUUUUCAUUCUAUCUUGGUGGCAUCUUCUGCUCUAACAAGGACGAAUAUGAUACCAAUGAUCUCACCAAAGUAGAAUCUCCCAAGGAAACCAUGGCUUUGUCUGGCCCUCUCCAAAUCAAGCCUGUUGCCUUUCUUGAAUGCAGCAUUGACUAUCAAGACUUCACUCCAUGCACAGAUCCAAGGAGGUGGAAGAAGUAUAGUCUUCAUCGGCUCUCUUUCUUGGAACGCCAUUGUCCUCCUUUAUUUGAAAGAAAGGAAUGCUUGAUUCCCCCACCAGAUGGGUACAAGCCACCAAUCACAUGGCCCAAGAGCAGGGAUGAGUGUUGGUACAGGAACGUGCCUUAUGAUUGGAUCAACAAGCAGAAGUCUAACCAGAACUGGCUAAGGAAAGAAGGGGAGAAAUUCCACUUCCCCGGUGGGGGUACUAUGUUCCCGAAAGGUGUUAGUGCCUACGUUGAUUUGAUGCGAGAUCUGAUCCCAGAAAUGCAAGAUGGGACCAUUCGAACUGCCAUUGACACUGGAUGUGGGGUUGCUAGCUGGGGAGGUGAUUUACUAGAUCGUGGAAUUCUAACAGUCUCCCUUGCCCCAAGGGAUAAUCAUGAGGCUCAAGUUCAAUUUGCUCUGGAACGUGGAAUUCCUGCAAUUCUGGGCAUCAUUUCAACUCAACGGCUUCCUUUCCCCUCGAACUCAUUUGAUAUGGCUCAUUGCUCAAGGUGUCUUAUCCCGUGGACAGAAUUUGGUGGGGUUUACCUUCUAGAAGUACACCGCAUACUUCGUCCUGGAGGCUUCUGGGUUCUGUCUGGUCCUCCUGUUAACUACCAAAACCGCUGGAGAGGCUGGAACACAACUGUGGAAGAACAGAAAUCCGAUUAUGACAAGUUGCAAGACUUGUUAACUUCAAUGUGCUUCACAAUGUAUAACCAAAAGGACGACAUUGCAGUGUGGCAAAAAUCUAAAGACAAUACUUGCUAUAGCAAGCUUUUUGGCCCAGAUGCCUACCCACCCAAGUGUGAUGAUGGCACAGAGCCAGAUUCAGGAUGGUACACUCCGCUCAGACCUUGCGUUGUUGUUCCAAACCCUAAGCUCAGAAAGCUAGCCCUGAAAUCAAUACCCAAAUGGCCCGAAAGGUUGAUUGUGGCACCUGAACGGGUCUCUGAUGUUCGUGGUGGCAGCGCUGGUGCCUUUAAGCUGGAUGACAGUACGUGGAAGGUGCGAGCGAAACACUAUAAGAAGUUGAUCCCCACGAUUGGAACGGACAAGAUUAGAAAUGUGAUGGACAUGAAUACAGUUUAUGGAGGUUUUGCUGCAGCCUUGAUUAAUGAUCCACUUUGGGUGAUGAAUGUUGUGUCUUCGUAUUCUCCCAAUACGCUUCCUGUUGUUUAUGACAGGGGCCUCAUUGGAACCUUCCAUGACUGGUGUGAGGCUUUCUCAACGUAUCCUCGAACAUAUGACCUCCUUCACCUUGAUGGCCUUUUUACUGCUGAAAGCCAAAGGUGUGAAAUGAAGUAUGUCCUCCUGGAGAUGGAUAGGAUCCUGCGGCCAUAUGGGUACGCAAUAAUCCGGGAGUCCAACUAUUACGCGGAUGCUGUCGCUAUCAUUGCCAGGGGGCUGAGAUGGAAUUGCCAUAAAGAAGACACCGAGAACGGUUCUGGAAAGGAAAAAAUCUUAAUUUGUCAGAAGAAAAUCUGGUAUGCCGGUAAGCAGAGCUCAAGAUGAUACAGAUAGCAAUACAAAUUGUGGUGAUGAUAAAUCUUCAAGGAGGUUUGAGUAUAUUCAUACCACCAAGAGCAUAGGAGAGAUAAGUUUGCCAGUCACAUAAAAAUUAGUUUAUUCUAUGAGAAUUUUCUAAAUUCAAAUUUUAAUUUAAAAAUUAGUUACCCAAUAAUUUUGUUUUUGUUUUUGUUUUUGUUUGUUGAAAUUCUAGUUCUUUUUGAUAUACUAUAUUCUUUGCAAGUCGACGAGUACUCAGAAUUGUACUCUUUCUUUUUUCCA
Molecule: messenger RNA, 2864 nt
Organism: Camellia sinensis
Lineage: Eukaryota; Viridiplantae; Streptophyta; Magnoliopsida; Ericales; Theaceae
Gene: ERD3
Product: S-adenosyl-L-methionine-dependent methyltransferases superfamily protein
Cellular component (GO): cytoplasm; endosome; trans-Golgi network
Molecular function (GO): methyltransferase activity
Source: RefSeq, a predicted model, not a curated record